Messenger RNA from Scheffersomyces amazonensis, 1983 nucleotides. Its product is annotated as TFIIH/NER complex subunit. Gene Ontology annotation, biological process: DNA-templated transcription; regulation of transcription by RNA polymerase II; nucleotide-excision repair. The coding region runs from base 83 to 1585 and encodes 500 amino acids. Gene Ontology annotation, cellular component: transcription factor TFIIH holo complex; transcription factor TFIIH core complex. The record is from RefSeq and is a predicted model, not a curated record. Gene Ontology annotation, molecular function: zinc ion binding. NCBI's taxonomy places the organism in Eukaryota, Fungi, Ascomycota, Pichiomycetes, Serinales, Debaryomycetaceae. The transcript has a single exon.
AUUUUUCAGAUAAGGCUGUAGCGAUUUGAUGAUAAUUGACUAUUUAAUAUAUAUAUAUAUAUAUAUAUAGUGUAGUAUAGAGAUGGACGAUUCAGAUGAAGAAUAUGUUUCUCAACAGCCUGUGGGAGAAACAGAGAGUCCAGCUUCGAGACUUUCAUCUGAAGAUCCUGAAGAGUCAGAUGGAGUAUCAAGAAGAACAAGAUCAAAUGCUAAACGAACUCAAGUUAGUGAAUUGAAAGGUGCCAAUGGUUAUGCAUGGGAAGAUGAAUAUCAAAGAUCAUGGGAUAUUAUGAAAGAUAAUGAUAAUGGACAAUCACUUGAAAUGAUUAUUCAAAGUAUGAUUGAGAAUAGAAAGAAGAAAAUUAUGAAGAAUCCAAGUACACCAUUUCAAAGAGGAAUUAUUCGAACAUUAAUUGUAGUAAUUGAUGGAUCAUUAGCUAUGUUAGAAAAAGAUUUAAGACCCACAAGAUUUUCUAUGACAUUAUCAUUAUUACAAGAAUUUAUAGUAGAAUUUUUUGAUCAAAAUCCUAUAUCACAAUUAGGUAUAAUAUUAAUGAGAAAUGGUAUAGCUCAACUUGUAAGUGAAGUUAGUGGAUCUCCACAAUAUCAUCUUGAUAGAUUAAGACAAUUAAAAGCCAAACAACAUAAUAAAUUCGAACCUAAAGGUGAACCAUCAUUACAAAAUUCAUUAGAAAUGGCUCGAUCUUUAUUAAAAUAUAAUUUUGGUAAUAGUUCAAAUAAUACAAAGAAUUCAAAAGAAGUACUUAUAAUUUUUGGAUCUAUUUUUACUAGUGAUCCUGGUGAUAUUCAUAAAACUAUAGAUAGUUUAGUUAAAGAUGAUAUAAGAGUUAAAGUCAUUGGAUUAUCUGCUCAAGUAGCUAUUUGUCAAGAAUUAGUUAAUAGAACUAAUAAUCUUGCAAGAAAUAUUGUAUCAAAGAAUUAUGGAAUUAUUAUGAAUGAAUCUCAUUUUAAAGAAUUACUUAUGGAUUGUGUAAUACCAUUACCAAUAUCAGAAAAGGAAAGAGAACAAGAAGCAAAAUCUUCAAAGGGAGUUCCAUUAAUUAGAAUGGGAUUUCCUUCUAAAAUUCAACCAACUUUAACUUCAAGUUUAAAUAAUUCAACAUUUACAAUUGAUUUUCCUCAAUUAAGUGCAUCUGAUCCAACUCAUGGUUCAGAAAAUUCAAAACAAAUUAAUGAUAUUGAUGGAAUUAAUAUUAUAACUAAUAAUACUAUUGGUUAUCAAUGUCCUCGAUGUAAAAGUAAAGUAACAAAUUUACCAACUGUAUGUCCUGUAUGUGGAUUAAUGCUUAUUCUUUCAACUCAUUUAGCUAGAUCUUAUCAUCAUUUAAUACCUUUAUCACCAUUUAAAGAAGUUCCAGUUAAUUCUGAAUAUUCAAGUUUACAUUGUUUUGGAUGUUUACUUAAAUUUCCAUCAGGAAUUUCUUCAGAAACUAAUAAAGAUUCUUUAGAUGUUUUAACCAGUUCAAGAUAUAGAUGUCGAAAAUGUAAGAAUGAUUUUUGUAUUGAUUGUGAUGUAUUUGUACAUGAAAUUUUACAUAAUUGUCCUGGUUGUGAAAAUACUUGAGAGAUUGAAUUUGGUUUUUUUUGAAAUAUACUAAUAUACAAACGAUUUAUGCAUUUUACAAAGUUAUUAUGUUAUCAUUUUCCCCAACUACUUCUGUUUCCUUUAUUGUUUUGAGAUCCCCAACUAGAGCUCCCACCAGUAGAACCCCAAGUAGAAUUACCUCCUUGACCCCAAGUUGAGUUACCACCUUUAUUGGUAGAACCCCAAGUGGAAUUACCUCCUUUACCCCAAGUGGAAUUUCCUCCAGUACUACUAUUAGAUCCCCAACUAGAGGAUCCACCUUUGGAACCCCAAGCUGAAUUACCACCACUACUACCACCACCACCAUUAUUAUUAUUAUUAUUAUUAGCACCCCAGGCUGAAGCUCCACCCCAAGUGGAUUGACUUCCAUAAGCAGG